This is a messenger RNA of Rubroshorea leprosula, 959 nucleotides long. The record is from the annotation of a GenBank genome assembly. NCBI's taxonomy places the organism in Eukaryota, Viridiplantae, Streptophyta, Magnoliopsida, Malvales, Dipterocarpaceae.
GUGGGGAACGGAGAGAAUUGCCAUCCCUAUUUAUUUCCCUUUUUAUUUUUAUUAAGUAAAAAUAUCCUGCACCAUUUUUUACCAAAAAGUCUAAAGCUCAUCUUUUCUGCUUCUCCACCACAAACUGAAACCUUAUCUUCCUCAUUGCUGUCGAAUCUCCUCCCUCACCAAAGCCAUGGCCGUUGUCGAUCUUCAUCAUCUUCUCUCCUUCAUUGCUGCCAAACCCCUUCCUUACCAAAGCCAUGACCCUAUCUUCGUCAUUGCUGCCGAAUCUCCUUCCUCACUAAAGCCAUGGCCGUCAGGCAUUCCAGAUCCAACAAAUCAUGAAGCAUCAAUCUUCAUCAUCUUCUCUCCUUCAUUACUGCCGAACCCCUUCCUCACCAAAGCCAUUACCCUCUCUUUCUCAUUGUUGCCGAAUCUCUUUCCUCACCACAGCCAUGGCCAUCGAGCAUUCUGGAUCUAACAAAUCAUGAAGUGUCGAUCUUCAUCAUCUUCUCUCCUUCAUUGUUGUCAAACCCCUCCCAUGGCCAUCGGACCACUUGCAUGCCAGAUUUAACAAACCAUCGUAGACCUCUUCUUUUUUUUUUUUUUCUUGAUCAUUGCUUUGUUGUUUUUCCUUUUUUCUGUUCUUUCUUUGUGUUGAUGGUGAUUUCUGGUUGCAGGCAUUGAUCAAAAAGACCAAUCUGAACCCAAGAAUGAUUUGGGUUUCUCUAUAUUGGGUUGUUUGGUAGUUCAUCAUUCAUCACAUGUUUGACUCCACUUGAAGCGACUCUUUUUGAUGGGUUGAGGAUGAAGGGUUUUUUUUUUUUUUUGGUCAUUUUCCCACAUCAAUUUUCAAUUUUGGCUUGUAAAGAUACUUGCUCUGUUGUAGAACUGGAGUGGGGUUUCUUUUCCUUUCUUCCUCAUGAAAUGGGAUUUUGGGUCUUUAGUAUGUUAACUAAGAAAGAUUUGGGUUUUUU